Messenger RNA from Raphanus sativus (radish), 786 nucleotides. RefSeq names its product thioredoxin X, chloroplastic. Gene Ontology annotation, cellular component: cytoplasm. Bases 107 to 643 code for a protein of 178 amino acids. Gene Ontology annotation, molecular function: oxidoreductase activity, acting on a sulfur group of donors, disulfide as acceptor. NCBI's taxonomy places the organism in Eukaryota, Viridiplantae, Streptophyta, Magnoliopsida, Brassicales, Brassicaceae. The transcript has 2 exons. The record is from RefSeq and is a predicted model, not a curated record.
ACCUAGCUUUCAUUCCUAUGGCCACACAAUCGUUUUUAUUCUGCAUCAAGUGGUGAACCAUCAUCCCACAUCAUCAUCGUCCACUAAGGAAAAGGAGGAGGAAGCAAUGGAUUGUAUCGUCUCCAGCUCGACGGUUCUUAUCCGAUCACAUCUCGCUCCAAUUCGCUCAGCUUCCAUCAAACCUCUGAGCUCAGCACAGGUCGCAUCCUCCGCGUCUAACCGCCACAUACUCUCGUUCAAUUCCAGUGGUAAAAGAACCAGAACACUCUCCACUAACGCUUCUACGAUAAGAUGCGGAGGAGGAAUCAAGGAGAUCGGAGAGAGUGAGUUCACCAGCACGGUUCUCGAAUCGGACCGGCCGGUUCUGGUUAAUUUCGUGGCCACGUGGUGCGGUCCCUGCAAGCUGGUCUAUCCAGCUACGGAAGCUUUAUCUCAGGAAUAUGAUGACAGGUUGACGAUUGUGAAGAUCGAUCACGACGCGAAUCCUAAGUUAAUAGCAGAGUACAAGGUUUAUGGUUUACCGCAUUUUAUACUGUUCAAGGAUGGUAAGGAAGUGCCAGGUAGCAGAAGGGAAGGUGCUAUUACAAAGGCCAAGCUUAAGGAGUACAUUGAUGGUCUCUUGACCUCUAUUUCUGUUGCUUAAUGGUCUCUCUCUCUCUGUUUCUCUCUCCACUGGUAUUUUCUCAUUCCUCAACCACACUGUUUGUCUUGUAAACACACUCUCUUGAGUAAAUGUGUAAAUCUAGCAACAGAUUUUUACUAAUACAAGACUUUGAGCUUUGUGCA